Messenger RNA from Musa acuminata AAA Group (dessert banana), 2595 nucleotides. RefSeq lists its product as uncharacterized. The record is from RefSeq and is a predicted model, not a curated record. The transcript has 4 exons. Gene Ontology annotation, biological process: DNA integration. Lineage: Eukaryota; Viridiplantae; Streptophyta; Magnoliopsida; Zingiberales; Musaceae. Gene Ontology annotation, molecular function: nucleic acid binding; RNA-DNA hybrid ribonuclease activity. The coding region runs from base 1 to 2595 and encodes 864 amino acids.
AUGACCACCUUCUUGGUGAUCGACCUCCUCGUCGCAUACAACGUCAUUCUCGGUUGGCUGACCCUCAACAAAAUCAGAGCCGUCGUCUCGACCUACUACCAAACUGUGAAGUUCCCGACCCACGCCGAGACCGGAGAGAUCACAGGAAGUCCUCAAGAAUCCCGACGCUGCUACCUGACCGCCGUCUCGUUACACAAGAGGGCUAGGCUCGAAUCACCGUUGGCAGACCCUCGGGAAACGCAGAAGCCAGCCCCCCAUCUUGAGCCGAGGGGGUCCACCAUCACUGUGCCACUGCUGGAGGAUCGGCCUGAGCAGACGGUUAGGAUCAGUAUCUCACCUGACGCCCGCCCGGUAAAACAAAAGCUGAGACGGCAGGCCCCAGAGCGGCAGGUAGCCGUGCGAGAAGAAGUGGCUCGACUCUUGGAGGCAGGCUUCAUAAAAGAAGCCAGAUACCCGCAAUGGCUAUCCAAUGCAGUCCUCGCCAAGAAAGCUAAUGGAAGCUGGAGGAUGUGCGUUGAUUACACCAGUCUCAACAAUGCAUGCCCGAAGGACUGCUAUCCCCUUCCGAAGGUCGACCAGUUGGUCGACGCCACGACAGGUCAUGCCCGCCUCUCAUUUAUGGACGCCUUCUCGGGAUAUAACCAGAUCAAAAUGACACCCGAAGAUCAAGAUCACACGGCCUUUCUCACCGAUCAAGGGGCUUACUUUUACAAAGUCAUGCCCUUCGGAUUAAAGAACGCCGGGGCAACAUACCAGAGAACGGUGAACAAGAUGUUCGCCCACCAAAUCGGGCGGAACAUGGAAGUAUACGUUGACGACAUGAUUGUGAAAAGCCAAGAGGCCGGAGCUCAUCUAGCCAACCUGACCGAGGCAUUCGCCACGCUGCGCAAGUUCGGCAUGCGACUCAACCCCAUGAAGUGCGCCUUCAGCGUCACGUCAGGGAAGUUCCUCGGGUUCAUUAUACACGAAAGAGGAAUUGACGCCGACCCGGAGAAGGUCCAGGCGAUCAUCAAUAUGCAAUCACCCCGGACGAUCAAAGACUUGCUGCGCCUCAACGGAAAGCUCGUCGCCAUGUCCCGCUUCCUUGCCCGAUCAGGUGAUCGCUGCCUCCCCUUCUUCAGGGCGCUGAAGAACCCGAAAGGUUUCCAAUGGACGGCAGAAUGCGAGGAAGCCCUCAAGCAAAUGAAACAACACUUGGCCAACCUCCCUCGGCUUGCCUCAGUCUCUCUCGGGGAGAAGCUGAGCAUCUACCUAGCUGCCUCCCCACACGCAGUAAGCUCCGUCCUGGUUAAGGAAGGUUCCGGUGAGCAGCUCCCGGUCUAUUAUAUCAGCCACAUCCUCAACGGUCCUGAGGAACGGUACCCACCGAUUGAGAAGCUAGCGCUCGCGCUCAUAUUGUCCGUCCGGAAGCUACGCCCCUAUUUCCAGGCUCACCCGGUGGAGCUCGGCGAGCAUGACAUUCAAUACGUGCCCAGGACAGCUAUCAAAGCCCAGUCCGUGACCGACUUCAUCGCGGAGUUAACCCAGAUCAGGGACGAGAUCCUCGGACAGCCCCCCGAGGCUUGGGUCCUGCACAUCGACGGAUCAACCAACUCAAAAGGUGCUGGCGCGGGGCUGGUGUUGCAGGCUCCCGACGGGCGGUCGUUCGAGCGCUCCCUCCGCUUCGGGUUCCGGGCCACCAACAACGAGGCGGAAUACGAGACGCUUCUAGCAGGACUCAAGUUGGCCCUCGAGAUGCAGGUGGUCGCCAUCCGCGUCCUCACCGACUCCCAACUAGUGGCCGAGCAACUCAACGGGGGAUACGAGGCCCGCGACCCGACCAUGGCGAAAUACCUGGCACAGCCCCCGAAGUCAGGCCCGAGGUCGAGGAGCUACCUGCCCGCGCCAUCGAAAUCGCAGCCGCAACCUCGAGUAGCGCACCUACUACCUGGGUACAAGAACUGCUCUGCUUCAAACGGGACGGGACUCUCCCGCCUGACAAAGCGACAGCUCGGCGCCUAUGCACAUGCAUGGUACACCGAGGUGGGUAGACGGCUCUACAAGCGGUCCUUCUCGAACCCCCUCCUACGGUGCUUAGAGCCCGACGAAGCCCGGACCGUCCUGGCUGAGGUCCACGAAGGGGUCUGCAAGGAACACAUCGGCGGGCGGACCCUGGCACAUAAAAUACUCCGCCAAGGUUAUUACUGGCCGACCAUGUGUCGGGAUGCAAAGGCCCACGUGCAACGGUGUCACUCAUGCCAAGAACACGCCCGCACACCCCGGCUACCCGCAGUCCCGUUAAACCCCAUCGACUGCGCGUGGCCGUUCACGCAAUGGGGUUUGGACCUCCUCGGUCCCUUCCCCCCAGCUUCGGGACAGCGGAGAUACAUCGUCGUAGGCGUAGAUUAUUUCACAAAAUGGGUAGAGGCCGAGCCAUUGGCGACAAUCACGGAACGACAAAUAGAAAAAUUCAUGUUGAAGAACUUGGUGACUCGGUUUGGCCUGCCGAACACCAUCAUCACGGAAUAUGGGCCCAAGUUCGUUGGUCGAAAGUUUCGGGAGUUCUGCGCAAACCACGGAAUCCAGCUAAGAUUCAGCUCAGUAGCUCACCCUUAG